Molecule: messenger RNA, 5943 nt
Organism: Monoraphidium neglectum
Lineage: Eukaryota; Viridiplantae; Chlorophyta; Chlorophyceae; Sphaeropleales; Selenastraceae
Exons: 8
Coding region: 1-5943 (1980 amino acids)
Biological process (GO): transcription initiation at RNA polymerase III promoter
Cellular component (GO): transcription factor TFIIIC complex
Molecular function (GO): histone acetyltransferase activity
Source: RefSeq, a predicted model, not a curated record
AUGUCGGGCGCACCGCCCCAUGCCGCGGCAGGCGGCGCAGUGCCGGCAACGACGCUGGACGUCGUGCCGAUGCCGCUGCCUGUCUGCCUCGCCGACGAGGCCUGGCUAUAUAACGCCCCCGCGUUCCACAGCGCGGUGGUCUGGUCCGAUGACAACGUCCUAGCAGUGGCGGCUGGCACCACGGUCGUCCUCGUGUCGCCAGCUGACUUGGGCGGGGCGCGACACUAUGUGGCGCUCCCCCAGCCUGCCGCCCCGACGGCGGCCCAGGUGAAGAAAGGCAGCAAGCCGGCGGAGGAUAAGGAGCCUGCCGCCGGCUGCCGCCCGCGCCGCGCGGCGGCAAGUGCGACGCUGCCGCUAGCGAUGCUCGCCGAGGGGGACGGCGGCGCCGUGCUCGCUCGCGCCGUGGCGUGGUCGCCGGCCAGCUGCGCGCCGGGCGCGGGCUGCCUGCUGGCCGUGCUGUCCAGCGAUCACAAGGUGCACAUCUACGGGCCCGGCCCCACCCAGUCUCACAGCCGCUGGGGAGUGUGCCAGGACCUGACCGCCGCCCUCAGGCCUCACCUUGAGCGCGGCGGCUGGGCCGACGCCGACCCGCCAGCGACGGCCGAAGCCGCCGCCGCGCUGCGGCUGCGCGGCGGCGGGGGCGGCGGCGGCCGGAAGCGGCAGGCGCCUGAGGCAGCGGCGGCCGCCGGCGGGGGCAAGGCGGCGGCGCCACGCGGGAAGCUGAGGCGGGUUGCUGGAGAGAGCAAGCAGGCGCAUGGCAUUAAAAGCGAGCCCGAGCAGCCUGACAGUGAGCUCGAGGAUGACUUGGGGGACGAGGGACCCCUGGCCACCCCCGAUGACGGCGACGGCAGGCGGCAGCACAAGCAGCAGCACACCGGCCCAAAGCCACCGGCCCCGGCGCCUGCAGCGGGCGCCGACCCCAAAAAGCGUGGGCGGCCCCCAAAGAAUAAGGCGGCGGCGGCGGUGGCGGAGGCUGCGGGUGCAGCAGGGACGGCAGCGGCGGGCGGUGCUGGGCAGGUGUUUUCAGAGGGCAUGCGGGUGGAGGUGACUAAUGACGAGGAGGGCCUGAGGGGCUGCUGGUUCACCGGGAGGGUGCUGCAGCUUCAUGGCAGCUACGCCCUGGUGGAGUACGACGAGCUGCACUCGGACGAGGAAGGCACCAUGAAGCUGCGCGAGUGGUUCCCCAUACCCGAUGCCCUCUUCAGCACCGGCCGCCAGCGCCACACCGGCCGCAGCGGCGGGCCGAAGCCCGGCGGGGGCUAUGAGGUUCACGAGGGCGGCGGCUACGCGAUACGACCCCCGCCGCCUGAUGAGAUCGCGGACCUCCAGGCCCCGCCCGCCGCGGGCGACCACGCCGAGGUGUUCUGGGACGGCGGCUGGUGGAUCUGCCCGCUGGCCGCCGCCUCGCCAGCCCAUGUGACCGCCGCGAUCCCCGGGGAGCCGGAGCCCGUCACGGUGCCGCUGGACGGAGUGCGGCGCGUGACGAUGUGGCUGCCCGAGGCUUGCUCGUGGGGGCUGGCGGUGGUGCUGCCGCCUGACGCGCCAGGCGGAGGCGCGGCAGGGAAGGGGGGCGGCGCGGCGGCGGCAGCGAUCGCGACGGAGGGCGAGCAGCAGCAGAAGCAGGCGGAGGCGAAGCGGCAGGAGAGGGCGCAGCGCAAGGAGGAGGAGCGGAGGCGGAAAGAGCGGCAGCAGGCGAAGGCGGGGCGCGAGGCGGCAGCAGCGGCGGCACGCGCCGCCGCGGCCGCCAAGGGCCCCGUUGAUGAUGGUGUGGAGGACGACAAGGAGGGGCAUGAGGAGGCUCGGACGGGCUUGGGUAUUGGCAGCGCCGGCGGCGGCGCGGCGCGUCCCGGCCAGCGCGCCGCAGCGGCGUCCGCGCGGCGGCGCGCCGCGCUCGCAGCCGCAGGCGACGACGAGGACAGCGAGAGGACUGGCGGCGGUGGCAAGCGCCGGGGGCCGCCUGCACGUCGGCGUCGCGCGAGUGACGAAUCGGGGUCGUCUGAUUGGAAGGCAUCAGAUGAUGAUGACGACGAGGAGGAGGAGGUUGAGGAGGAGGAGGAGGAAGAGGAGGACGAUUUUGAGAGUGACCUGGUGGCGGGCUCGGAUGAGGAGGGGGCGCGCCGAGGGAGGCGCGGCCGCGGCGGCGGGCGCGGCGGCGGCAGGCCGACCAAGCUGAUGCAGCUGGCGGCCGCGGCGCGCGGCGCCGGGCGCCGGCCAGCCGGUGGGCGGCGCGGCGGUGAGGAGGAGGACGAAGAUUUUGAGGAGGGGGCGCCGGCGGGCGGCAGGGGCAAGUCCGAGCUUGGCGGUGACGAGGACGGGGUGCCACCGCCGGGGGAGGAGGAGCAGUGGGAGUUUGAGGAGUUCGAGGUGCCCGCUGACCUGGCGGCCGACACCUUCACGCGCCUGCAGCCGAGCUUGCAGCCGUGCGACAAGAAGACCUGGACCAAGGCGGCGCCGCAGAUGGUGCUGCACCGCUUUCUGGAGCUCAGGGCAGCGCUGGAGCCUGCGCAGGUGCCCCGCUACGCCAAGGGGCAGCACCUCCGCAACCACGACCUGCGCAUCUUCAACCAGGCGCGCGCCGAGUUCGACGCGCUGCACGGCGCGGCGCUCGCGCAGCACGCGCCCGCCAUGACCGAGAAAGAGCUGACUAAGGCUGUCAAGGCGCUGAUCAGGCAGCGGGUGAUCAAGUCAAAGGCGGGCGCAGGCGCAGGCGCGGGCGGCAAGGCGGUGAACGUCGUGGCGACAGGCAGGGCGGGGAUAAGGGAGGAGGCUGGCGGCAAGGUCCGCGGCGGGGCCGGGAAGGGCGGCGGCGACGGCGGCAAGGGGCGCGGGGCGUCUGUCAUGCUGCCGGCGAUCGCGUCGGAGGCAGCCGCGGCGGAGGUGUCGUUCUUGGAGAACCCCCUCCUGGCCGUCGCGCGCGCGUCCGCCGCCGCCGCGGCGGCCGAGGCCGGCGCAGCGGCGUCAGCGGCUGCAGCGGCGCCCGCGCGGAGCGACGCCGCGGCGGCGGUGGCGGCGGCGCAGCGGGUGCACGAGGCGCGUGCGCUGAAAGGGGACGAGCUGGAGCGGUCCUGGCACCUGCAGGGGUCGGAGGCGGCGCCGUUUGUGGAGCAAAGCCUCACAGUGUCCCUGGUGCACGUCGCGUCGGAGGCUGGCGGGGCGGCGCAGUACGUGCGCUUCUCGGCGCCGCCCGCGCAGCAGAGGACGCUGCUGUACGCCAGCGACUUUGCAAGGGAGUUUGGCGCCAUCAACGGCGCCGCCGUCGACAACGCCGUCUACGAGGCGCGCCGCCGCUUCGUCGCGCCCACCGCCCUCGCUUGGUCUCAGACCUGCUGCCGCCCCGCGGCCGCGUCAGCGGGCGCUGGCAGGCAGCAGCCGCGCGGCGGGGCGGCGGCGAGCACCAGCAGAGGCGCGGGGGCGGGGGCAGGCGAGAGGUGCUGCCUGUUGGCGGUCGCGACGCGGUCGGGGCACGUGCAGCUGUGGCGGUGCGCGGUGCCGUCCCUUGAGCGGCCGCGCGGCGCGGAGGAGGGGCAGCAGCAGCAGGGGCAGCAGCGUCGACAAGCGGGCAGCGACCAACAGGGGGACGAUGAGGAUGACGGCGGCGCAGCUGAGCAGCGGGAAUCCAAUGGCUGCACGGAGGGUCCAGCCGUCAGCGGCUUUGUCCCGGACGACCCCUUGCCGGCAGCUCCCGCGCUGGAGUACAUAGGGGCGGCCCGCGCCCACGCCGGCGGCGUCACCGCCCUGAGCUGGGCGGUCGUGCCCGCAGGCGCCGCCGCGGCGCUCGGGCGGGGAUCAAGCGCGGGCGGCGGCGGCGGCAGCGGCUCGCGGCCGGUCUUCUUUCUGCCGCGGCGCUGUGAGGAGGGCGACAUUCUGGUGCUGGCCACAGCCGCCGACGACGGCGCCGCGAAGCUCUGGUGCGUCGACCCCUGGGCCAGCGCAGCCACGUCCGCCAUGCAGAGCCUAGGCGUCACGCUGCCGCCCGACCAGGCGCGCGUGCUGUCGCUCGACCUGUGUGUCGCCCCCGCUGGCCCCCCUGACGGCAGCGGCGCACCGGAGGCAGGCGGCCCACGCGGGGGGAAUUCAGGGGCGGAAGGCGCGUGGCAGCUGCUGCUGGGGGCGGGCAAGGCCCUGGGGUCCGUCUCGGUCUGGCGGAGCGCGCCGUUUGAUGCUGCGGGCGCGACGCCGCGCGGACUGGCGGAGCGCGUCGCUGGCGGCGCGCGGAGCGAGGCGGCCGGGGCGCACGGCUGCGCGGGCGUCACCGGCGUCAUCCUGGACCCUUGGGCGCCGGGCGCCGUCACCUGCUGCCUCGCCGGCCGCCUGGCCGCUUGGCGCCUUGCGCCGUCGGGCGAGCUGCUCCCGCACGGCGCCGCCGGCGGCAGCAGCGGCGCCGAGGGCGAGCCCGCGCCGCCAGCGCGGCUCAACCCCCAUGGCCGGCGCCCCGGCGGCGGCGCGGCGGCGGCGCGGCGCGACCGCUUGCCUCUGCUGGGGGUGGCGGCGUCGGGCAACAGGCUGGUUGUUGCGGCGGUGCGCAGCGUGGGCGGACCGCAGCCCGAGCAAGACGGCGCUGCUGCAGGCGGCGGGGGGGAUGGGAAGAAGAGCAACAUGUCAUACAACCGCAUCGCUCGCGCCUGGCUGCAGCUGGUGUUGGCGCCCAGCUGCAGCCAGGGCGGCGGCGGGGGCGCGGCGGGCGGCGCGCGCGGGCGCGGGCUGCCUCACGGUAUGCUGCGCGCGCUGGCGGCGCUGCCGCUGCAGCCGCCCCCGGCGGCAGCGAUGUGGGACGUGAUGAGCGGCGUUGCCCUUGCCGGCUGGCGCGCGGUCGAGCUCCCGGGGCAGGGCGCGCAGGAGCAGCGGCCCGGCCCGCCCCAGGGCGGGGGCGCCUCAGCGCACCAUGCGGCCCGGCAGCAGCGCCGCGUGCGCCAGCGCCGCCUGCGUGAGGCCGAGGUCACCGCCCAAUGGGACGCCCUCCACGCAGCUGCGGAGCAGCUGGCGGCGCGCUGCCCCAACGGCGUCGAGUCCGCGCCGCUGACGCUCGCCGACGCGCCCGCGUGGCGCGCGCUGCGCGCCGGCGCCGCGCUGCGGCGGUCGCUGCUGCGGCUGUGGAUGGGGCCGCAGCAGGUCGCGCGCGACUUCCCACCGGCUGCAGGGCAGCUUCAGGGGGAGCUGCUGCUGCUGGAGAUGCUGCUGACUCAGCGCCACAUGUGGCAGGCGCUGACAGAGUGCGAUGACCACUGCAACGGUGCAGAUGGCGGUGGUGCUGGGAAGCUGAGCGGGCCCGGACAACAGCAACAGCAGCAGCGGCAGCAGCAACAGCAGGUAAAGGGCAAGGACAAAGGGAAGGCGCUGGCCAGCCACAAUGCACGCGCCCAGCAGCAGCAGCAGCAGCAGCCGCAGCAGGCGGGCGCCGCCGCCGCCGCCGCCUCCAAGCUACUGCCGCGGCUGCUGAUGGCGGACUGGUGCAGCCUCCAUAUCCACGACCCCUCAUUCAACAAGGAUCUUAUCCCGCAUGUUGCGGCCACAUACGUCAGCGCACGGACGGACCCUGUCGUGCCGCCGCAGCCGCCUCCGGCGCGCGAGCCCAACCCGUUUGGCGCGCAGCUGCCCGGAGUGGCGGUGGCGGGCCUCGGGCCGCAGGCGGCGCUGCAGGCGGAGGUCGCUCUUGAGCCCGCAGGCGAAAUAGCGGCCGGCCCAGCGGCGGCGCAGGUGCUGCGGGUGCCGCGCUGCGCGAGCACGCUGCGGGUGUGCGUCGCGCCGUCGCCGUGGCGCUGCGGCCUGUGCGAGCGGCGGUACCUCGCCGCGCCGACGCGCGGCGCGGGUGCCGAGGCGGAAGACGUGCCGCGAUGCCUGGUGUGCGGGGUGCGGCUUAGCAAGGGGCCCGCGGUGGCGGGAGCCUUGGAGCAGCCGGCACUGGUGCUGGGACCGCCGUCCCGUGUGGUGGCCCGCCUGCCUUGA